This is a messenger RNA of Salvia hispanica, 783 nucleotides long. RefSeq names its product V-type proton ATPase subunit G 1. Gene Ontology annotation, molecular function: ATP hydrolysis activity; proton-transporting ATPase activity, rotational mechanism. The record is from RefSeq and is a predicted model, not a curated record. Gene Ontology annotation, cellular component: vacuolar proton-transporting V-type ATPase, V1 domain; vacuolar proton-transporting V-type ATPase complex. Gene Ontology annotation, biological process: proton transmembrane transport. Lineage: Eukaryota; Viridiplantae; Streptophyta; Magnoliopsida; Lamiales; Lamiaceae.
GUCAAGCUCCCAUGUUCUUCAAAACUCUGUUUCUACUCAUCAACUCAAAAUCUCUCUGUUUCUCCACUUUCAUUCUCUAUCAAUCAGUUUUUGCUGCUUCAGCUCACUAUCUUCGACGACGAUCUUCCCUACGCAGUGCAGCCUUUCUUGAAGUUCUGUAAUUAUGGCCAGCAGUAGCCAGAACGGGAUUCAGCUCUUGUUAUCUGCAGAGCAAGAAGCUCAGCACAUUGUGAAUACUGCUAGAACUGCAAAACAAGCUAGGCUGAAGCAGGCAAAAGAAGAGGCCGAGAAGGAAAUUGCUGAAUUCCGUGCUCAAAUGGAGGCGGACUUUCAGAAUAAGGUUGAGGAGAGCAGUGGAGACUCAGGUGCCAAUGUGAAGCGCCUUGAGCAAGAAACUGAUGCAAAGAUCGAUCAUCUGAAAACAGAGGCUUCAAGAAUUUCUCAUGACAUUGUCUCCAUGCUUCUAAGGCACGUGACAACCGUGAAGAACUAAGCUCGUGUUCGAGCUUGUUCUAUUGGUGCAGUUCUUGCCCAUUUCUUGAAGAAGACUCGUUUCCAUCAUUUUCUAUUACUAUGAAUAGUGUCAUUCUUUGUCUCUUUACUGGGCUAUAUUGAGAUAUUGAACCAAUAAAUUGUUUGUGCUAAAUUAAAUUGCAACGAGGCUUGUUGUAGAGUGUGAAAUUUGAGUUCGGAUUUGGUGUCGUUGUGAGGUUUGGCGUCGAAUAAUGGGUCUCGUAGAUGUUACACCCGAUGAAAUAAUAUAUGUACUAUGUUUUAUCUCUA